Phytomonas sp. EM1 is the source of this 795-nucleotide messenger RNA. NCBI's taxonomy places the organism in Eukaryota, Euglenozoa, Kinetoplastea, Trypanosomatida, Trypanosomatidae. The record is from the annotation of a GenBank genome assembly.
GGUGUUCUAAACCGCUGCACAUCAACAGCGGUGGGAGAGGCGUGAAAAAUAGGUGUAUUUCUCUCCCUACAGAGUGUUCACUUUGAUAUACACACUCACGUAUUAUUGAUAUGGAGAAAACAACAAACAAAGAAGGGGAAUGCGAUAGCAGGCGGUUCAAUAGUAGCGAAGCCACUCUGAAGGAAACACCUCCAGACUUGCGCGCCGAAAAGGAGGCAUCGGCCUCCGCGCGGCCUAAAACACGGCUCUUGCGGGAUGUCGAGUCUGAGGAGAACAAGUUCAUCUACAACGCCCUCUACAAAUCCCCUGACGACGCCGUGAACGAACAAAUCAAAGAAGCGCUCACGACGAGCGAUAUGCUUCGUGAUAUGACGCACUCCAGGGAGGCGUUUCAGAAGGCAGUUUCAAUGUCGAUGUCGGAAAAGAGUAAGGGCUGCGCGCAGUUGAUCACUCAACUCCGUAGUCCUCGUUCGCAGCACGUGGUGAAGGUGUUUAUUGGCUUUAGCGUGGCGAUGCUAACACUUCCAAUCGUAGUGUUGCUGUUCGGGAUGCGCUACCUCGCUUCAUGGUUGGGAAUGGAUUCUGUCGUGUGCGGGGGCUUCGCUUCCCUCGGAUGCGUCGUAGUGCUCAUGGCAAGUUAUACGAUAUAUGCGUUCAUCGAGGACACAUCGCCUUCUUCAUUUCAUCCGGUAGCAACAGAAGCGGGUGAUAAGAAAAGAAAUUAAAGCCCUUUGGUAAUUCAUCCAUCGGCACGCUUAAAAAGGGAGGCUAUGCGCAGCGUUUAAAUACAUAAAA